Triticum dicoccoides is the source of this 1727-nucleotide messenger RNA. RefSeq lists its product as uncharacterized. The transcript is spliced from 3 exons. The record is from RefSeq and is a predicted model, not a curated record. NCBI's taxonomy places the organism in Eukaryota, Viridiplantae, Streptophyta, Magnoliopsida, Poales, Poaceae. Bases 166 to 1242 code for a protein of 358 amino acids.
ACGAAAGGUUGACCUGGUCUUACAAAAUUCCCCACCUCCACUCGCACACAACUGCUUGCCGCCGGCCCACCUCAAAGCCGUUGCGGCCGCGUGUCAGACCGACGAGCACUCCGGCGGCGACUCCAACUAACCUCGUAUCCUCCCGCAGCGGCACCGUCCCGGAAGAUGCCCCCGGUGCCUGCCGCGGCGUCGUCGAGCGUCCCCAACGUGCCCCCGGAGAGCACCUCUACGGGGGGCAUGUCGUCGCCGGGCAACUCCAUGGCGCCCCUGGAGAGCACCCCUACGGCUACGGGGGCCGCGGCGUCGCCGGGAAACUCUGUGGUGCCCCCGGAGAGCAACCCUACGGCGAGUCCCCCGCCCUCUGUCACGGAGCCAGAGCGGCUUUCUUUAUCCAUCCAAGAUGAAUCCUCAACUCCCCUGCUUUCGGUCGACGUCGACGACCUGCACAAGCAUGCCAUCGAGUUCUUGGAGGAAUCGAACGGAUACCCUGUCCUCACGGAUCCUGCCGCCGGGUUCGCCAAGCUACUGGAGCUGUUCGCCGCGGCCGAGUCAAAGGCCAUGUAUGCUGGAGAUCUGAAGGCGGCCGCCUCCAUCUUGAGCAAAGCUGCCGCCGAUGGCAAGCUUCCGGUGAAUCUCGCGGGCACCGCAAAGAGGCUGGCAUCUGAGGCGACGAAACUCGCGUCCGAGGUGGAGACCAGGCAUACUAUUUCCUCUUUGGCGAGGAUUCGCUCAUGCUGCUGCCUCUCGGCGUCCCAGAUAGCGCGCUACUGGUCAUGGUGCUGCACUGAUGAGUUGCCCCUCCAUCGCAGAGACCUUGAUCGGCAGGCCUUAUUUGUUGACAAGCUCUCCGCGCUCUACUGCUUAUCGAUGCCGGCUUCGCUUGGCCUCCUUCCAUACUUGCCUGCUACGAUUCCCAAGGACCAGUCUGUGCUCAUGGCGUAUAUCUAUGGUCUGAUUUUCUCAUCGGCCUCCAUCGGGCUAGUCCUGAGCCUCCACCCGAUGAAGCGCUUUGACGUGGAGCUAGCACGUUUUGUUAGCAGGCUCAGUUUUGUGGGUCUGUCAGUGCUCGUUCUCAUAUAUGUGUACUACGCAUUGUCGCCGGGUAACUACGCUAUGCUCGGAAUUUGUUCAGGGAUACUCGCUGCUGGCCAUGGAUAUGCAUGGAUUAGGAGCUGUUGCAGCAGAGCAGAGGACCCUUCAGACGCGCCAGAGGAAGUUUCAUCUGAUCACCGCAGUGAAUGAGGCCACGGGAUUGACAUUCCUUUCCUCCUACCUGCAGCUGAAAGAUUGGUGUUCGUCACACUGUAAAUUUGAGCAAUUCUCUAGCACUUCUGUUUUGACUCCUGUGUUGUGCUGGAUCACAAGUUAUGAAUCUGUAGAUGCAUGAUGUCCAACUUGGAACCACAAGAGGACCCUUCAGACGCACCAGAGGAAGUUCCAUCUGAUCACCGCAGUGAAUGAGGCCGCGGGAUCGACACUCCUUUCCUCCUACCUGCAGCUGAAAGAUUGGUGUUCGUCAGAUUGUAAAUUUGAGCAAUUCUUUAGCACUUCUGUUUUGACUCCAAUGUUGUGCUGGAUCACAAGUUGUGAGUCUGUAGAUGCAUGAUGUCCAACUUGGAACCACAAGAAUUUGUUUCCUUUUGGAUGAUUACAGAAUGCAAACUGUUAGUACAAUUUUCUUGUGACCUGACUGCAAGUGCAGUCCACUAAUAGGGGGCUGGAACUGA